AUGGAAUGCGAAGAAGUUCAAGCCAUAGUUAUUGAUAAUGGUUCUAGUGUGUGUAAAGCUGGUUUUGGUGGUGAUGAUGCUCCUCGUACAGCUUUCCCAUCAAUUGUUGGUCGUCCAAGAUGUACUGGUUUUAUAGUUGAUAUGGAUAAAAAAGAUUCAUAUUUUUGUAAAAAGAAUUCGUGUUUUAUGGGUCAAAAGGAUUUAUAUAUUGGUGAUGAAGCUCAAUCAAAAAGAGGUAUUCUAAAUGUUAAAUAUCCAAUUGAACGUGGUAUUAUUACAAAUUGGAAUGACAUGGAAGAAAUCUGGUAUCAUACUUUUUAUAAUGAACUUCAUGUUGCUCCAGAGGAACAUCCAGUUCUCUUAACUGAACCACCAUUAAAUCCAAAAGCAAAUAGAGAGAAAAUGACUCAAAUCAUGUUUGAAACUUUCAAAACCCCUGCAAUAUAUGUUGCCAAUCAAGGUGUAUUAUCAUUAUAUUCUACUGGUCUUACAACUGGUAUCGUUAUGAAUUCGGGUGAUGGUGUUUCUCAUACUGUGCCAGUUUAUGAAGGUUAUAUUUUACGUCAAGCAAUUUUAAGUUUAGAUUUAGCUGGUCGUGAUCUUACUGAUUACAUGAAUGAAUUAUUAACUGAUCGUGGUUACUACUUUACAACAAAGGGUGAAAAAGAAAUAGUUAGAGGUAUUAAAGAGAAAUUAUCAUAUGUUGCAUUAGACUUUGAAGCUGAAAUGCAAAUUGCCUCCGCAUCGCCUGCAUUAGAGAAAUCAUAUGAAUUACCAGACGGUCAAGUUAUUACAAUUGGUAAUGAACGUUUCCGUUGUCCAGAAGCACUUUUCCGACCAUAUACUGGUAUUCAUGAAACAAUCUAUAAUUCAAUCAUGAAAUGUGAUGAUGAUAUUCGUAAAGAUUUAUUUGGUAGUGUUGUAUUAUCAGGUGGUUCAACUAUGUUUCCAGGUAUUGUAGAUCGUAUGAAUAAAGAAUUAACUGCACUUGCACCAUCAACAAUGAAAAUUAAAAUUAUUGCACCACCAGAACGUAAAUACUCUGUAUGGAUUGGUGGUUCAAUUUUAGCCUCACUUUCAAGUUUCCAACCAAGGUGGAUUUCAAAAGAAGAAUAUGACGAAUCUGGUCCAUCAAUUGUUCACAGAAAAUGUUUCUAA
Molecule: messenger RNA, 1158 nt
Organism: Dictyostelium discoideum AX4
Lineage: Eukaryota; Evosea; Eumycetozoa; Dictyosteliales; Dictyosteliaceae
Gene: act25
Exons: 1
Coding region: 1-1158 (385 amino acids)
Biological process (GO): phagocytosis; cytoskeleton organization
Cellular component (GO): cytoskeleton; actin cytoskeleton
Source: RefSeq, a predicted model, not a curated record